CAAAACAAACAAACCGCUCAAGAACAAUCUACGUGGAUUCUUUUUAGGAAAAGUUUUCGCAGUUCCGUUAAACAAUUUUUAAUACAAAUGUAGUUCUAAUUGUGGAAGUCUUUACUAAGUUAGUUUACUGCUUGACGAGUGUUUGGCAAAAUCACGAUGGAGCGGAAUUCGGUGCAGACGGUGACAUUGACGAACAGCAUCAUUGGAGUUGGAAUACUAUCAAUGCCGUUCUGCUUUCAAAGGUGCGGCGUAAUCCUCUCGUUAGUUCUUCUUUUACUCAGCAGUUACAUCACAAAGCUAAUAUGCAGUUACAUGAUCAAGUCGGCCAUCAUAUCCCGGCGGAAAAACUUCGAACAGAUUGCAUUCUACUCGUUCGGUUUCUUCGGAAAGCUUCUGGUCGAACUUUGCGUCGUUGGCUACCUGCUUGGGACGUGCGUGGCCUACUAUGUCGUGGUCGGGGAUUUGGGUCCGCAGAUUAUGGCCAAAAUUCUAUCAACCAACGAAACGAGCACGCUACGCACCUGGACCAUGAUCGUGGUUACGCUGGUUUGCAUCGUUCCGCUGGGAUUGCUGCGCAACGUUGACAGCUUGGCGUCGGUUUGUACCGCCUCGCUUGGGUUCUAUAUGUGUUUGGUGCUGAAGGUGAUGGCGGAGUCGAGCGAGCGGAUCAGCCAGGAUCAGUGGUUUGAGAAGCUGGAUUUGUGGAAGCCGGAUGGGAUUUUGCGGUGCUUGCCGAUUUUCAGUAUGGCGCUUUCGUGUCAGAUGCAGCUGUUUGAGGUGUACGCCACGAUGCCUACGACUUCGCUGGAUAAGAUGAGUCGCGUGAUCCAACAGUCGACCAACAUUUGCGCUGUUAUUUACAGUUUGAUUGGCUUUUUUGGGUAUGUUGCCUUUAAUGGGCAUCAGUUUUCGGGGAAUAUUCUGGUUGACUUCACGCCUUCUUUCGUGUCGGACAUCAUCAAGAUCGGGUUCGUCCUGUCGGUGGCAUUCAGCUUUCCGUUGGCCAUCUUCCCGUGUCGCGCGAGUCUCUACUCGUUGCUGUACAAACGGUCCUACUCCGACAGCCAUUACUACAUUCCAGAGGCCAAAUUCCGGCCGCUCACGUUGACGAUCGUCUUUAUGGCACUGCUACUUGGCCUCGCCGUCCCAUCGAUCGAUUUCGUUCUCGGUUUGGUCGGUUCGACGAUCGGAGUGGCGGUUUGCAUAAUUAUCCCGGCAGCGUGUUACAUGCACAUCUGCAAAACCAACAUCUCCGAGAAGCAGCUGGCCCAGGUCAUGAUCGGGUUUGGCCUGGUGAUUAUGGUCCUGGGAACGUACGCCAACCUGGACGCCUCAAAUCCGGCUCCGCCGAAGAAGUACGAAGCCGUUCCGCUCAAAAUUACGCCUCCACCGGCGGUUUUAAUUCCGGACAAAUUCAACGAAGCGUUGAACGAAAAGAUUGUUGUUCCGAAACUGGUAGAACCAGUCGCUCCAAAGGUUCAGGAAGUUCCUCUCGUCACCGAGAAGGUCCAGCCAAAGAUCGAGGAACCGAUAACUAUCAAACCGGUGGUUGAAGUCGCCAACUCAGCGCCCAAAGAAGUCAAGCCUCCGGUAUCGGAAGAACCCCCCAAACCAGACAAGGAAGAAAUCAUCGACGAGAACGCAAUUCUCAAAGAGGAGAAGGAAAUCGCCGUCGAAGAAAAAGAGAAAAUUCAGCAGGAAAUUUCCGAGCUGCAAAGCGCCAAGAAAGAGCUCGAAGCACAAGUCCAAAACAUCAAAGAGCAACUCGUUAAGAAGAACGAGGAAACGCAACAGUUGGUGCUGAAAAAGUUUGACGAAAUUGUCGAAAAAAUCGACCAAAAAGCCUCCAAGGAAAAGGAAUCGUCCGUGACGGUCAAGCCAGAAGAGCCACCAAAAAAAGCCCCAGAACUGCAGAAAGAUCCAAUCGUUCGCCUUCUGACGGAGCAGGGAAAGCAAAACGCCAAAGCAAACGAAACCAAAGUGGAACCGGAACCGGAGCCCAAACCCGACUCGUCGCCCGCCAUAGAGGUGAAGCUGAUCGAGGACACGUCCCGCAACGAAACCGACCAGAAGCAACCGGAGACGAAGAAGGUGGCGGAGGCGGAGGAGCAACCGCUGCCGCCACUUCCGGUUGAGCAGAAGGUGGAACCGGAGGAUAAGUCGAAAGUGGAGGAGCAGAAGAAGGAUGAUGAUGCGGGGUCGAAGCGGGAUCUGCUUUCGAUACGGAGCAAGCGAGGUGCUGAAAGUGCUGGGGAGGUGAAGGUAACGAAGGAUGCGAACUGUGUGAAGGUUGAGGGCGGGAAGAUUCCGAACCAGGAAGCGGUGGGAAAUCUCAUGGACGGCAAGGAUAAAUUUGUCGUCGACAUGAUCCGGACUGAUGUGCUGAUGAGUGAGGGUAAGCUAUUUAAGAAAUAAAUGUAUUUAUAUUUGUGUA
Culex quinquefasciatus (southern house mosquito) is the source of this 2434-nucleotide messenger RNA. RefSeq names its product putative sodium-coupled neutral amino acid transporter 10. Bases 157 to 2415 code for a protein of 752 amino acids. Lineage: Eukaryota; Metazoa; Arthropoda; Insecta; Diptera; Culicidae. The transcript is spliced from 4 exons. The record is from RefSeq and is a predicted model, not a curated record. Gene Ontology annotation, molecular function: amino acid transmembrane transporter activity. Gene Ontology annotation, biological process: amino acid transmembrane transport.